Molecule: messenger RNA, 800 nt
Organism: Mastomys coucha (southern multimammate mouse)
Lineage: Eukaryota; Metazoa; Chordata; Mammalia; Rodentia; Muridae
Product: 14-3-3 protein sigma-like
Biological process (GO): signal transduction
Cellular component (GO): cytoplasm
Molecular function (GO): protein kinase binding
Source: RefSeq, a predicted model, not a curated record
AACCCAGCGUUAAUCUCAAGGCAGCCAGUUCGCCCGCCCGUCUGUCCAUCCUCGGAGUCAUGGAAAGAGCCAGUCUGAUCCAGAAGGCCAAGUUGGCUGAACAGGCCGAACGCUAUGAGGACAUGGCAACUUUCAUGAAGGGUGCGGUGGAAAAGGGUGAGGAGCUCUCCUGCGAGGAGCGGAACCUGCUCUCCGUGGCCUACAAGAACGUGGUGGGCGGCCAGCGAGCGGCCUGGAGAGUCCUGUCUAGCAUCGAGCAGAAGAGCAACGGAGGCUCAGAAGAGAAGGGCCCCGAGGUGAAAGAGUACCGGGAGAAGGUAGAGACGGAGCUCAGAGUUGAGUGUGACACCAUGCUGGGCCUGCUGGACUCCCACCUCAUCAAAGGGGCUGGGGAGGCAGAGAGUCGCGUCUUCUACCUGAAGAUGAAGGGUGACUACUACCGCUACCUAGCCGAGGUGGCCACUGGUGAUGACAAGAAGCGCAUCAUCGAUAAUGCCCGGUCAGCCUACCAGGAGGCCAUGGACAUCAGCAAGAAGGAGAUGCUGCCCACCAACCCCAUCCGCCUGGCCCUGGCCCUGAACUUUUCCGUCUUCCACUACGAGAUAGCCAACAGCCCCGAAGAGGCCAUCUCACUGGCCAAGACCACCUUCAACGAGGCCAUGGCUGAUCUGCACACCCUCAGCGAGUACUCCUACAAGGACAGCACCCUCAUCAUGCAGCUCCUGAGAGACAACCUGAAGCUGUGGACAGCCGACAGUGGGGAAGAGGGCGGUGAGGCUCCGGAGGAGCCCCAGAGUUGA